Exaiptasia diaphana is the source of this 6810-nucleotide messenger RNA. Its product is annotated as CCR4-NOT transcription complex subunit 1. Lineage: Eukaryota; Metazoa; Cnidaria; Anthozoa; Actiniaria; Aiptasiidae. The transcript is spliced from 45 exons. Gene Ontology annotation, cellular component: CCR4-NOT core complex; P-body. The coding region runs from base 100 to 6579 and encodes 2159 amino acids. The record is from RefSeq and is a predicted model, not a curated record. Gene Ontology annotation, biological process: nuclear-transcribed mRNA catabolic process, deadenylation-dependent decay. Gene Ontology annotation, molecular function: molecular adaptor activity.
CCAAUCAUCUYUCUUUACAGCCUUGAUGAAUGUAGGAAUACCCUGGUGCAGUUUGGUGUGAAGGACUUGAGUCCUGCUGUUAUUGCUAGAGUCAUAGGUAUGAUGGUGAAGACUGUGAUUGGACUUAGUCAACACAUCCCUAUACAGAAUCURAAUAGCAAUGCCAGUGCCUUGGACAAAGAUGAUAAUCAACCAACAACUUGGAAUGUAGAUAUUUUUAUACAAAUAGCUAAUGAACUGAUUCCAAUGCUGAACUGGCGUCAAGUAAUCCUUGAACUAGAUCACCCAGGAUUCAUUGUACCCAAUGUUGAAGGACUUCAUUUAUUGAUGAAGUUUAUCAGCCGUGGCCUUAAUGAUGGAUUCCCAAUUGAAAUACUUUACAGAUUAUGGAACAACACAGAAGGACAACUGUCAUGGAUACAGUACUUGCUCAACAGUCCUGACAUUUUCUGCUUUACCGAUUACCCUUGUCAUGCAGUUUUGUUAGACACAUUGAAGAUCUUACCAGAAGAGGAAACACGACAGAUAUCAAACUGGAAAUCCUUAAAUCUUGUGGAAACACUGUUGGCCUUGGCUGAAGCUGGUCAUUAUGAGAGUGUCAAACAUGCCUUUGCUUUUCCAUUCAAGAACUGUCCUGAUAUUCUAGUUUUUGCUCUUCUACAAACAAAGCCUAUGUGGCAUACACUUAAAAAUGAGCUGUUGCUACAGCUAAUGCCAAUCUUCCUGUCCAACCAUCCCAAUGCUGCAAGUGUCCUGCAAUAUGCCUGGAAUGGACAAGGUCAGUCUUCUUCAGUGCGUCAAAUUGUGAUGCAAGCAAUGGCUGACUGGUACAUGAAUGGAGAUCAAGAUCAGGCAAGAUUGUCACGUAUCCUAGAUGUAGCACAGGAUCUCAAGGCAUUGUCAGUCCUUCUUAAUUACCAGCCACUGGUCUUUGUGAUUGAUCUGGCGGCACUAGCRUCAAGAAGAGAAUAUCUCAAGCUUGACAAAUGGCUUAAUGAUAAAAUAAGAGAACACCAGGAGAAGUUUUCUGAGGCUCUGGUAGCAUUCCUGAAGAGACGAUGCCCACACUUACUGGGCSUUUCAUUGGAUAAAGAUUUGCCUAAAAGUGUGCAGCUUCCAGCUGAAAUAGUCAUAGCAAUGCUGAGCUGUUUGUCUAGUUGUCAAGUGUCUCCUCCAUUGGCUGACACAAUACGACAAAUGAUAGCCAACCAUGGACCAUUGGUAAAACCAAGGCCUAACCAAUCAGCAAUUGGUGGGUUAAAACGACAAGGUAGUUUGGACUCUGCACUCCCUACUCCACUUAACAGUCAGGUUGAUCCACUUCCUGGUCUUGGUCUUUCCCAGCCAACRUCAACACCAAAUUCUCAACUUCCUUCCUUCCCACCACAUCCUCUUUCUAUUCCCACUAGUAACUUGGGAAGCAUUGGGUCUGGCAUGACUCARCCCAUCCAGAAACCUCCUUCAUCCAACCAGUUUGGCCAUCUUGGAAUGCAAUCUCCAGUGUCAUCCAAUUCUGGAAUUAGUUCGUCUCAAAAYCCCAUCUUUCAGCAGCUACAGCAGUCAGGUCUUGGUGGUACAGUCAGCGGWUCAAACCCCGAUAGCUAUAGGAUGUUGUCUGGUUUGAGUAAGCCAUUGGGAGGCAGCUCUAUGUUACAACAACACCAACAACAACAGCAGCAGCAGCAGCAACAGCAACAACAACAACAGCAACAACAACAGGCUAUGUUAGCACAGCAACAUAGGACACCCACUCCUGAUAAACUUAGACAAGACGUKUCUCAAGUAUGGCCAGGAAUGGAACAGUCCUUUAGUAAAGAAGUAGAAGAUGARGCUAAUUCAUACUUUCAAAGGAUUUACAAUCACCCACCCAAUCCUACCAUUAGCAUUGAUGAAGUACUUGAUAUGUUGAAGAAAUUCAAAGACAGUCCAAUCAAGAAGGAAAAGGACAUCUUUCUGUGUAUGCUGCGUAACUUGUUUGAGGAAUAYAGRUUYUUUCCCCAGUAUCCAGACAAGGAACUUCACACWACAGCUUGUCUGUUUGGAGGAAUCAUUGAACAAGGAUUAGUCACGUAUAUGGCACUUGGUAUUGCAUUACGAUAUGUGUUGGAUGCACUACGCAAGUCUUACAAUAGUAAAAUGUACAUGUUUGGUAUUGCUGCCUUGGAUAGAUUCAAAACAAGGUUAAAGGACUAUCCCCACUACUGUCAACAUCUUGCAUCCAUCCCUCACUUCAGAGAUUUCCCUCCAACAUUGAUAGAAUUCAUUGAAUAUGGACAGCARUCUAGAGAACCACCGCUUACAACUAGAACAUUAACUCAGGAUCAACAGGCAUCUGCAUGGCUAAGUAAYAUUGAUCCCAUGACUUCUAGGCUACUCAAUAGGACAUCACUUGGGUCUGGUAGUGCWAGUCCUACAUUUGCAACAACAUCAGUAUCGAAACCUGGUCAGACUACUAACUCUGGCACAUCAUCUGGGGCUCCUUCUCCUAAACCAACAGCUUCCUCAGAACUGAGUGCAUCAUCGGCAAAUCGAUCCAAAGAACCAUCCAUUGCUAAUGCAAGUAACAUAGACACACUUCUUGGAGCAUCAGAAAAGAGUGAAAUACAACAACCACCAGAACACAUGCAAGAUAAGAUACACUUUAUUUUCAACAACAUCUCUGGUAGUAAUUUAAAGCAAAAGGCUGAAGAGUUCAAGAAUGCCAUUCAACCAGAGUAUUUACAGUGGGUCUCACAGUACAUGGUGAUGAAGAGAGCCAGUAUUGAACCAAACUUUCACCAACUUUACAUUGACUUUAUGGAUGCACUAGAUUCUUUUCCAGAGUUUGGCAAGGAAGUCAUACGAGAAACAUUUAGAAAUAUUAAGGUUUUGCUGCAGUCAGAAAAAGUACCAGCCAAUUUUUCUGACCGUUCUUUACUCAAGAAUCUUGGUCACUGGUUGGGUUUGUUGACAAUAUCUCGUAACAAGCCUAUUCUGAUGAGGGAUCUAGAUCUAAAGUCGCUCAUCAUUGAAGCAUACUUCAAAGGACAACAAGAGCUGUUAUAUGUAGUACCAUUUGUUGCUAAAGUAAUCGAGUCGGCUGCUAAAAGCAAAGUCUUCAAGCCUCCCAACCCAUGGAUCAUGGCUAUGAUGACAUUGCUUGUGGAACUACAUCAAGUACCUGACUUAAGGUUGAAUCUAAAAUUUGAAGUGGAGGUUUUGUGCAACACCUUGUCACUUGAUAUGAAGGAUAUCAAACCAACUGAGCUGCUAAAAGAUCCUGAKACACUGAAAAAGAUACCUCAACAGUUGUGUACACCAGAGAAAGAAAAACCAGAUUUGCCAAGCACAGGUAUACCAACUUCUGGAACUACUACAUCUACUACAGCAGCAGGACAAACAACAACCACACCCCCACCCCCACAGUAUGGAUAUCAUGAGAUCAAUGUGUCUGGGUUUUCUGGUUUGGCACCUCAUAUCCAGAUUAACCCACAGAUUCCUCUCUUCCAACAAAACCCUCAUCUCAAGCAGUUUGUUCGGCCAUCAAUUGAGCGUGCAGUUCAAGAACUUGUCCAUCCUGUAGUGGAAAGRUCCAUCAAGAUCUGCUUAACAACAGCUGAAAUGAUUGUGAAAAAGGACUUUGCUUUAGAUCCCGAGGAGUCACGYAUGCGAGCAGCGGCUCAUCACAUGGUUCGCUUCAUGACAGCUGGAAUGGCAUUGAUUACUUGCCGYGAACCCCUUCUCGUUAGCAUCACAAAUACUCUUAGAUCGAGCCUACAGACAGCGUUCAGGAGUGCAAAUCAGCAACAAAAAGACAUGAUUGAACAUGCUGCAUCAGUUGUGAGUGAAGAAAAUACCGAGCUGGCUUGUUCAUUUAUCCAGAAGACAGCCGUGGAAAAGGUCCUUCCUGAAAUGGACAAACGACUAGCUACAGAAUUUGAUGUUCGUCGACAUGCACGUAAUGAGGGUAGAAGAUACUGUGAUCCAAUGAUCUUGACUUAUCAAGCAGAGAGAAUGCCAGAACAAAUMAGACUAAAGGUUGGUGGGGCAAAUUCAAACCAAACAGCUGUAUAUGAAGAGUUUGCUCGUAGCAUUCCUGGUUUUAAACUGCCGCCAUCAGGGGAGAGUAUUGCUAUGCCACCUGUUUCUAAACCUUUGUAUGAACAGCAUGGAAUACUGAGCAGUGAGGCAUCCAUCCCACCAAUCCAUGAAGACUUCCGACCUGAAAAACUAUCUAUAGAUAGUGUCAACUAUCAGCAGAGUGCCUUCCCACAAUCCCUCAUGCCCGACGAGGUGGUACAAAUCCUCAACAAGUGUGCAGCUGAGAUAGAGCAGCAUCUUCAUGCCAUUAUCGGGCCACCAUCCAGUCCUCCAGUUAUGGCUAUCCAUAGUCUACUUGAUGCUGUAAUGCAAGCAAGGAACUCCCGUGACAACAUGGCUGCCGUUAGGCUUCUACAUAAAGCAGUUGAAGGKCUUUUGGAUGGCGUGACACCGUUACCAAGUGACCAGGAACUUGCGUUACGAUUCCGUGACUGUCAUCUUAUUGUGUUACGUGGACUUCAAGACCCACGUGGUUAUGGAAUCAACUGGACGGCAAGAAAUGUUACSAAGUUUGUAUGUGAAUGUCCACAAGAACUAAAAUUCAACGUUGAAGCAAUCGAUCUUCUAAUUCGUGGCCAUUUAUUAAACAUGAGAGAGUUCGACCAACAUCUUGUCCAGUGCAUGGAUAAUGGACUGAAUCUCAGCGCAGUACAUUUUGCUAUCCAGCUUGUGAARUAUGUGUCUGAUGACAAACACUCUCCCCAUGUUACAGAGGGUGAUCUUUAUCAUACCAUUGAAGCACUGACCAGGAUCGCGCACAGCAGACAGAACUCUGAAGGGUUAUCUACGCUUCUUGAGACUGUCCACAAUGGACAAUCCAACGUUGCCARUCACCCUGACAACAAAGCACCWGGUGGACCUACGUCAYUGACGCCAAACGCGAUGCCAUCUUUCUCAGGGUUUGAAGAUCCCCCAGGAUUACAUGAAAAGGUUGAAUAUCUUUUACGUGAAUGGGUUCGACUUUGUCAUCAACCUGGUGCAGGCAAGGACAGUGAGAAGGCUUUCUCUACAUUUGUGGCUUUGAUGCACCAACAAGGUAUCCUACGAUCAGACGACCUCAUUACAAGGUUCUUUAGAAUCUGUACAGAGCUGUGUGUUGAAGUGACAUAUAGAGCCAUUGCUGAUCACCCGAAUAAUCCAAACUCAGCUCGUGCAAAGUGCUUCAACACGCUGGAUGCAUACUGUCGAUUGAUAGCUUUGUUGGUCAGACAUUCUGGUGAUGCAUCUAAUAAUGUAACCAAGAUCAAUCUGCUGAAUAGAGUCUUGAGCACAGUUGCCACGGUUCUCUUCCAAGACCACGAGCUGCGUCACACAGACUUCCAACAGCUCCCCUACCACAGAAUCUUCAUAAUGCUUCUAUUAGAGCUUAACCAACCAGAACCAGUACUUGAAGCUAUCAACUUCCAAGUACUACAGACAUUUAGUACAGUAUUCCAUGCAUUGAAGCCUUCUCGUGCUCCUGGAUUCGCUUAUGCCUGGCUGGAACUCAUUUCACAUCGACUAUUUAUGUCUAAACUCCUUCUUAACACACCACAGCAGAAAGGAUGGCUGUUAUUCCAGCAAUUAUUACUAGAUUUGUUCAAGUUCUUGGCUCCUUUCUUGAGGAAUGCUGAACUCGCAAAGCAAACGCAUUUGUUGUAUAAGGGUACUCUACGCGUUCUGCUGGUCCUACUUCAUGAYUUCCCAGAAUUCCUUUGUGACUAUCACUUYAGUUUCUGUGAYGUCAUCCCGCCCAAUUGUAUUCAAAUGAGGAAUUUGAUAUUAAGCGCAUUUCCGAGAAACAUGAGRCUACCAGAUCCAUUCACCCCGAAUCUAAAGGUUGAUCUUCUUACAGACAUUGCUCAUUCUCCACGUAUUUUAACCAACAUUGCAGCGGCAAUUCAGCCUGCAACAUUUAAAAAGGAUUUGGACUCUUACUUGAAAACUCGCGCUCCUGUCACGUUUUUGACUGAACUUCGUAGUCAUCUACAGGUAUCCACCGAGCCUGGUACAAGAUACAAUGUUCCUCUUAUGAAUGCUUUAGUCCUGUAUGUCGGUACUCAAGCCAUCGCUUACAUACACAGCAAGAGUGGUACGCCGUCCAUGUCGACCAUAACUCAUUCAUCUCACAUGGAUAUCUUUCAAAAUUUAGCUGUGGACCUUGAUACAGAGGGYCGGUAUUUGUUCCUGAACGCCAUCGCAAACCAACUGAGAUAUCCAAACAGCCAUACUCACUACUUUAGCUGUGUUYUGUUGUACUUGUUCGCCGAGGCCAACACCGAAGCCAUUCAAGAACAAAUCACGAGAGUUCUUCUAGAAAGGCUUAUCGUCAACCGACCUCACCCAUGGGGACUUCUCAUAACGUUUAUUGAGCUCAUCAAGAAUCACCAGUACAAGUUUUGGACUCAUAAGUUCGUACACUGUGCUCCAGAGAUCGAGAAGCUUUUUGAGUCUGUAGCAAGAAGUUGUAUGCAGCAAAAACAAGUGUCGAGAGAAACAACUAACGAAGGACAAGAGUGAAAAGCUUCAACRUCCCCUCACUAUCACAACACAACAAAAACAUCUUGUUUGAUAUAAAUUGCAUGUUCCUCCAUGCAUGGACUUUAUAUCUGACAWGAUCUACACACUGUAAAAUAUUUAACCCAGAGACAAGUUGUGAAUGAGGGAAGUGUUAAUAGAAUGGCUAUGUGAUAUAAGUUUUGUAAGAAUUUUGUAUGUUGAUGUGCAAGAGAAAUAAACAUGUUUGUUUGA